Molecule: messenger RNA, 1109 nt
Organism: Pseudomassariella vexata
Lineage: Eukaryota; Fungi; Ascomycota; Sordariomycetes; Amphisphaeriales; Pseudomassariaceae
Exons: 3
Coding region: 79-768 (229 amino acids)
Source: RefSeq, a predicted model, not a curated record
GAUUUCGAAGUGGUCUCAUGCGGUGUCCUUGGUCUGAACUUCAACAAGGAUGAGAUAGUAGAUAUAUAUGGACCAGAGAUGUUGGCCUAUGUGGGCAAACUAUCAUUUGCCUCAAUUAUGUUGUGGUACGGCUCGUGCUAUUUGUGCAAGAUAUCUGUUCUCCUCUUGUACCGCGAUAUUUUCCCAACGCGCAACAUGUUGGUUCUCACAAAGAUCGUCUGUGUCUUGACUUUCGCCUGCGCAGUUGCGGUCCUUGUUGGGACCCCUCUUGUAUUGAACCCAGUCAGUAAGCGAUGGACACAUGGAAAGCUUCCACCCGCGGAGAUAACCAACGCAACGCGCAUGGCAAUAUUUGGUGACGUAGCAACGCUGAGCACGGAUAUACUCAUCUUCUCGCUCCCAUUGAAGUCACUAUUCAACCUCCGCGUCAAAUGGCCAAAGAAGGUCGGCAUAAUAUCGACCUUUACGCUCGGCUUCCUUGCCUGUAUCAUCGCUCUCGUACGCACCGGAUUAGAUUACACGCCCGACUCAAGUAAGGAAUUCGAAUGCGUUAUGAACGGACUGGAGCCAAGUAUCGCCAUCAUCGCGGUCUGCGUCCCUACCCUGCGCCCUCUGCUGUAUCGCAAGAGAUAUACAUACAAGGUGACGACAAUCAAGGAGAUAUUCAGCACCAAACCGAGUACCUGUCGUACUCUCGUCAAUCCCGAGAGCACUGUGGACAAGACCGAGGAUGCCUCCACAACCAAGGUGGACGAUGCUGUUCGGUGAUGGCAGGGACAGGAAUCGGGCGAAACAGUCCUCGAUGGGAUUGAAGGGUAUAGUGGUGCAUUCUUGGCUAACUUCUACCUCUACUGGUGGAUGCGGAGAAAAGUUUAAGGGUUUCCUUUGUUCGCUGGGUACCUAUUUGGAUGGAUAGUUCACUUCAACAUGGAUGGUGGGUGGUAAACUUUGGCUACAUGUAAUUAUUGAUCGUCAGUAGUUUGGAGAUUUUGGGACUUCUUGGAUUGAAAUGAGUGUUUAGAGAAAACUUUGAUUUUUGGGGGGUUGAAAUCCGAGGGUAUUGAAGCAUAAUGGGAAAACGAGCUCGGUUUCUACUGAUGGAAUAGGUG